GGCUUACAUUUAACAUUAUUACGCGUUAAAUUGAUUUGUUAUCAACACUUGCAAGAUUUGAUUCGACGCCAAUCCAAUCCAAGGCAAUCUUGUGUUGACGCAGCAACCACGGCAACCGCACACGGGCUCAGCGCGCAAGCCCCGGCUGGGUCGCGCGAAAGUAUCAAUGCGCAAGUAUGGGUCUGGGAGAUUUCGAACCGCACGCGAGCGAAAAGAAGCGAGUAGCGUCAGCCCCCUCCGCACCUCAAACGUUGAAAUCUGCUACAGUGUAUUCAAGCACGCCGAUACCUUACUCAGUCGUCGUAGUCUCGUUACUGGUUCUUUUAAUUGCUGGACUUUACGAGGUGCGCCGAUUAUGCGUAAACAAUAACAUUCUGCUGGUAUCUCUCAAUGCAACAACGAAAACAGAUGAUUCCAAGCCCGUCGUCUGGGUCUAUAGCAAAGGUUCAGACCAAAGCCACUUGCGACAUGUCAUUGAAUCGUUUCGGCGCUACGGAUACCGGAUCGGGGGACGCGCGGACGGAUGGUCGGUGCUGUGGUCGCACGACUAUCCGUUUACGGAAUUAGCCAGUGACAUGCGCGAAUUGAAGCCCGGCCAGGUUGUCAAUCACUUCCCGGGCUCGGGUUACAUCACCAACAAAGGCAGCCUCUCCAUGGAUAGGUCCAUCCGACAGCUGCCUCUAACGUUCAAACUUCCAGCGCAGACGGCAGAGUUUUUGCGGAACGCUGAGGAGCGACCUUCUGCCAUGUGGGUACAGAAGAACCGAGACCAUCGGGGGAUACACGUGGUCGACCCCGGCGAAGUCGCAGCUGCUGCCGACGAAGAAGAGACGUUCGUGCAAGAGCUGAUCGCGAACCCGCUGCUGAUCGACGGCAAGAAGUUCGACAUCGGCGUCUACGUUGCCAUGACAUCUCUGGAGCCCAUGCGUGUGUACGUGUACAGAGGUGACGUGCUGCUACGCUUCUGUGCUCGCCCGUACAACACACUUCAGUUCAACGCCUCUGAUCUGGACUCGUACGUGGUCGGCGACGACUACACACCUAUCUGGGACAUGCCGUCGCUUGCCCGCUACUACGUUGGCUCACAGCUCAGCAUGAAGGCCAGCCUGGACGUCUACCUGCGCACGCAACUGGACGUAGAUAGCGGCGCCCUGUGGGCGGAAGUGGAGCGGGUCGUGGCGUCCGUGUACACGCGCAAGGCCGAGGCGAUGCGGCGAGCGGCAACGCGCUGGCCUCGCGCGGGCCGCUUCUUCGAGCUUGUGCGAUUCGACUUCGUGUUGGACGAGGCCCUGGGCGUGCACCUGCUCGAGGCGAACAUGUCACCCAACCUGAGCUCGGCGCACUUUGCGGCCAACGGGCCCUUCUACGAGCAGCUCCUCUUCAGCCUGUUCAGCCUGGUGGGACUCGGGGCGUCGCAGUCCGCCAACGCCGCCGCCUGGCGAUUCCUGGACCGAGCCGCAUCGGUGAUGCCGGCGCACUGCCCGGUGCAGCUGGAGCAUCGGUGCGAGCUGCCCGCGUCGCUGUGUGCCCCCACCUGCCUGUCGACGGCGCACAAGCGGGCGUUCAGGGACGCCCUCUGGGAGCACCUGCACAGGAAGCAGUUCGCCAGGCUCGUGCCGCGUGUCGACACCAGCAGUGCGCCGGAGGCCGCCAACAUGACCGAAGCGGACCGAAUCAUGGCGCAGUGGUUCGCCGCAAAGUGCGCGCGUGACGCUGAAUUUUGCCACUGACAAAUGACCGCCCGAGAAACGGGGUCGCCCGACACGGCCCUGACAGACAGACACCGCGCCGCGUCUCUGUCCCCUAACGCUGGUAUCGCAUCGUGGCUUGAAUCACUGGAAAUUCUUUACAGUGACUAUAGUCACGGCAAACUAUAGAGUCUACUAGAUGGCAAACCAACGCGCUCAAUGCAACGUGUUAGCAGCCUUCGUUUCAGGGUAGAGUUCGAUAUCCUUCGACAUCCGUUACGUCAUACUGUAGUGCUGGCGUAAAGGCGCUGCGGUUUCGGCACGAAGGUAGAAAGAGAUAAGUUCGGCCUCCGAUUUCUCAGCAUAUUGCCUUUUUUUCUUCUUAUAUAU
Dermacentor silvarum is the source of this 2078-nucleotide messenger RNA. RefSeq names its product probable tubulin polyglutamylase ttll-15 (gene TTLL15). Bases 177 to 1730 code for a protein of 517 amino acids. The transcript has 3 exons. The record is from RefSeq and is a predicted model, not a curated record. NCBI's taxonomy places the organism in Eukaryota, Metazoa, Arthropoda, Arachnida, Ixodida, Ixodidae. Gene Ontology annotation, biological process: protein modification process.